CUCUCGUGUUGCAUGUAUACCAAUUCAUUGAGUGACCUUUAUUUUCACGUAAACAAAUAGUUUGUGAAUGUGUGUUACCUUCUGCUAUCGGGUAUGGAAUGACGAAAAUUAAGCACAGGGGGCAAACGAGCAUGCGGCUCACCUGAUGAUGAGUUACAAGAAGAAAUUCUUUCAGAUGUGAAUGUAAUUAUUUGAGAGACAGCAACAGAAAACAAACAAUAUGCCCAAAGUUCAAGUCACUUUCGAAAAUUAAAAUUCAAAACUGCGAAACGAAAAGAAUGGAAUUAAUAUUUACAAUGACAAGUGUGCCCUUUGUGAGCAUUGUAAAAAAUAUAUAAACAAAGUUAACCUAUUGUUUUUGACAGUGAUGCUUACACUAUGGCUAGAAUAACUGCACACUCGAAAUCUCGCCUAAUAUGUAGGCGAGGAAAAUCUAUAAGACUUGUAGAUCUAACCAAAAUAUUAGUUUUAAUAUUAGCUGUUAAUGUAGAAUACAUUAAAUGUAGUCAAAAUAAAACAGAAGACAAUCCUAGAGCAGCCGAAAUAGAUAUAGGUAAAAGAGUGAAGAUAAUUAAAGCUAUUUCUGGAAAUUUCUUCGGUGAUGUGUACAGAAAUGGGACAUUUAGAACUGGUAAUAUGUUGUGGGACGAUAUUUUAAAUAAGUGUACAGUGAAUCCAACAGUGAUUUGUUUGCAGAAGAACUUCUAUUCGUAUAUAGAUCAUAAACUUAAUUACGCCGGUGAUAUAAAUUUAGGUGGUGGUGUGUGUUUCGAGAAAAAUAAGGUUGAUAUAAAUAAAUAUAGUAAAGAAGCUAAUAUGAUCUACCUCACUGGGAACAAAGAAGAGUCGGAUAACAUUGGAAGGUCUUUUGAUGAAGAAAAUGAAAUUGACGAUGAAGAAGAAUCAGAAUCUCCUCUAGAAGAGAUAACGGAUGCAUUAUACGAUAAAGGAGUUAAAUUUAUGGCAACCCACGACAUGAAAUUAAGACUUCCUGAGUUUUUCUUUCAUGGUGCUACAUUGAAGAUAUCACCAAGAGCUUUGACUAAAACUGGAGCGUUGGUACAUAUAGAUUUGGAACCUAGAAACUCUGUGGAACAUGGCAGAAUAUUUUUUCACAAAAUAAAAAAAUACAUUAAAAGGAAAUUAGUAAUGGCAGCUAUUGCAAUAGUGUUAGUUGUGAAACUGAUCGCUUUGAAAUUGGUCUUCGUGAUGCCUAUAAUCUUCGGUGUGACGACUGCAAAGAAGAUGUUCCUCAAGUUUCUACUGUUCUUGUUCCCCGCAUUGAGUCACAUUUUCAAAUUAUGCUCAUGGUACCACCAGAAUUAUCACACAACCAAAUAUCACCAUCAUCAUCAUUUGAUCACACAUCACCAUAAGAAUCCUCACUAUGGUCACGGUACUUAUCCUGCUUCAACAGUGGUUUUCAAACCCCAUGCAGAAGGUCCUCCGUCUUUAGAUCACUACCCUCAAGAUUGGGAGUUAUCAGGCCCUGGACUUGGCAGUGAAUAUCUAGCAGCGGAUAUUCAUCGCAACGCCAUAUCCAAUUUUAAACCGCACAUGAAUGAUCUCCAUGACAUCAAUGCUUGGGGAUUGGGAAUGCCUCCAGGUCCAUCACCGAAUGUCGGUGAAUAUGCAUCAAGCAAUGCAAUUCCAACUGUAAUAGCUCCGAAUACGGGUCAAAUUGCAGGUCAAAGAUUGGGGCCUAGUGGCGCUGGAAGGCCCGUCGGACCACCGAACCCGUAUUUUCGAAAUAAGAAAACACAAGCAAAAGAUCCAUUACAAGCUGAGAAGGAAGCUCUGAUCCGUGCAGCAUCCUUAGCAGCCAGAGCACCUCCGUCACCGAUCAGAGACGAAUUAUUGCGCGUUUCAGCAGCGAAAUUAACAGAAUCGAAUCGUGUGAAAACAGAAACUGAGUUGGUCAAACAACAGCAGCAGAUCAUAGCUGCAACCGAUCCGGAAACUCAGGCAGCGGAGAAAUUCUAUGGGGCCCUGAUGGAGCGAGUCGACAAGAUCCUUAACACCAUAGGCGCCCAUGAUCCUGGCUGUAAGGACAGAGCCGUCUGUGCACUCUACAGGGAUCCAUUCAGUCAUGCACCAUACAGCAAUCUAGUCUCAAAUGAACUUAGCAAGGAUUCCAGCGAGCUUGUCCCACCUGCAGACAGCAAGAUGGCUCUUCAUUACUACAGAUACGUCCAAGCGGCCAGAGAUGGGCAAGAGCAGAAAAACUGUAUAGCUUUAUACCCAAAUUGCAGUAUAGAUUAUAAUAAAAAAUAAACUUAUAAUUUACCGAUAGACCUGCAAUCGACUUGCUUUCUCAACAUUUCUUUUUUAAUCGAAAUAAUUCCAUAAUAAUUCCCAAACAGAGUUAACGUCAGUGUCAGUGUCAGGUCGUGGAAUCAAUAACCGACACACCUUGUGUUUAAUAUGAAUAAAAACAUAUUACGGCGAUCCCAAAUAAUUGGGAAAAGGUUGGGAACAUGAUAAAUCGAAAUAUUUCUGUUUAGUAUCGACAUGCUAAUUUACACUAAACAUUACGCAUAUGUGACUGGAACAAAUGAAUAUACAUGUAAAACAUGAACUCAAAGUUGUAAUCACCGUCUAUAGAUGUAAAAAUACUAAAACAACAUACACAGUACCGCUAAAGAAUGUACUAAGUGAAACAUCACUUAGGACAAAACAUUGUCCUCUCUUGUUUUGGCGGGAAAGACAAAAAUAUUUUUAACUAUCCUGGACUACAGCACAAUACGCAAUAUAUUGUUAUAUUUCCGUCCAUUGCUGAUGCAGUAUUUUUAAUCAAUGAAAAUGGAAUAGUAACUUCGCCUGCACUAUCCGUAUAUGCUGGCAGCACACCAGUGAGAGAUAAUAGGUGAAGAUUAAAACAGGUUAGUUAGUCUAUCGCAAUGAUUCCACAAGAAUUAACCACGAUGAUUUCUCGGAAUAACCAUAUGAAAGUUGAUCUGAUUUUUUUAUCAGUUAUUGUUAGCAAUGAAUCUUUUAUAGCCCAUUUUAAUAAUGGGUAAUCCUUAUUUCCCCCGAAGCUAGUGGCGGAUUUGCCAACAGUUUGCGUAGAUUGGAACCUAGAGCAGCAGGUUUAAGCAACAGCAAGUCUAGUUUAGCACUAGACUUACAGUUUUAUUGAUAAAUAAAUUGUUAUUAAAAUGAUUGUAAAAUAGGGUACCAAAAUAUAGAAUUCGGUAAAGUUUGAAUAGCCUACUUGUGGUAAAUGUGUAAAUCUGCCACUGCCAAAAGAUAAAUAAGUAAAGCAAUGGUACGUACUUAUUCGAGUCAUACAAAAAUCUCCCUUCUAAAAAAUAGAAUCAAUAUCGUUAUCAUUCUUUUAAGAGAUAAUUCUACCAAGUGAAACUUAACAUUAAUCAAAGGAACAUGAAUCGAAAAAAUGUCCAGUCUCCCAUAAUAACACGGUAUGUCCAACUGUUAAGUUAGUAUGGGAGCUCAAUAUUUUAUAAAAUUUUACAAUUUUUGAUUCUGGACAUUUCGUUAAUUUUUUUCUUUAUCAAGACUUGAUUUCAUUAUUGUAUUUUGUAUACACACUUAUUACCAACAUCUUAUAUAAUAAAAUACAAUAUUGAAAAUAAUUAAGCAUCACAUAUUAAAAGUUAUCAAAAAAUAUAUAAAUGUAUAGAUAAUUAAGUAUAAAUUUUAAAUUUAUUUAAUUAUUAAAGAGAAUUAUGUAAAUGAUAAUAAUAAUAACUCUAUAAGAGUUUCUUAUUGCAUUUAGAAAAUUAUUUAUUUAUUUGCAGCUAUGUCCAAAACUUAGCAGUAAUAGAGAAAUAUUGAUUAUUUAUUUUCUAGCAAUAAGAUAAAUUGUUGUCAUAUCUAAUUUAUAUUAUAUAAUAAAUAAUAAUUAGUUUUAAGAUAUUUAAAACUUUAGUUUUAAAAUCUAAAACUUAAACCAAGCCCAGUUUACGAGACAUUGGAAAUUGAAAACAAUUAUAACCAGUAAAUUUUUUUAAAACUCUCUAUGUUAAUUUAAUAUAAUUUUAGUCAACAACAAGUACUUGGUCAUAAUUAUACUUAUAUAAUUGUCAAAUAAUAUUUAAAUUUUGCAUUGUUAAUGAAUUGUGGAAAUCAUAAACGUCGUUUAAAAUAUUCACAAUUUAUGUGAAAAAUCAUAAUCCCCUUACUUAUAACUGCUAUAAAAAAAAGAAACUAUUUAGUUUGUCUCCCCAUCCCAUCGAUCAUCAACAUAUGUGUCAUUAUGAGGCUUUCGACAUAAAAUGUCCGUGUAUAUAUUUUUUAAUUAAUUAUUGUACACCGAAGUGGUAGAUAUUAUUAUAAGUGUGGUUUGGGUAUUUCAUUAUAGUGGUAUGCCUAGAUUAGUAACACAAUUUAAUAAUAUACAAAUUAUAAAUUUUGUUAUUAAGCAUUGAUAGUCUAAUAAACUGGACAGAUACUAUAUUUCUCUCUUAAGUAAAUUAAUAUAUUCCGUGACUAAUUCAUGUGUAAAGUCAUUAUUUUAUAUAAAUUAAAAUUUAAUUCUAAAUUAAUUAAUAAUUAAUCGAAUAGCACGAUUUUAAUAAGUAAGGGGCAUUAUAAUAAACUUAUAGAGAAGAACAUAUAACAAACAUUUAUUGAAAAGUAAUAAGAAUGCGCUUACUUUGAUUGUACGCAUGUUCUACUACUAGAAAUGACAAACAAGUUAUGCUACAUAAUGAAAAAUGAAAAAUGGUGACCAUUGCUUUGAUGUAUGUUCUAUACUUAGAUUAUAUAGAUAGAGCAUCGAGUUUCAAAAACUGGUCAACUUUUUGUCAUCUAAUUUCCAAAUGCUGCUGACUUGUUUUUUCUUCAGUGAUCUAUAAUACUUACACACAUAAUGUAUCUUGAUGUAUCUAUAUAUGGUAUUAAUCAUUUAAUAAAUAAAAUGAGUAUAUAUAUGUACGCACUAAAAAGAUGCAAAAUUAUAAAACAAAAGAAAUAUAGAAGUUAUAAAGAAAACAUAACUAUUUGUCACGCAAAAUUGUAUGAAAAAGUUAACCCGCUUUUCCAAGCAUUUGUAUGGAGAUACUCUAUCUAUAUAAUCAAGGUUUGACAUCAUAGACAUAGAUUUAAAAGGAUUUUAACUAACGCACAUAUAUCGUUGCAUUUGCUUAUUUAAAUUUUUUAUGAUAUGCGUUCAAUCCUAAUGUUAAUCUAGUUGAACUCAAUAUACUCAUUUCCAAAGGCAUACAAAUAAUUUGGAAAUCUGAAUUUAUUGCCUUUUUUCCUGACUAUGCAUUUAUUUUAUGGUACGAUUGAACUGUCCACUUUACGGAUUACUGGUCAUGCAAAAUUGCCAUAAGAGAGUCUCUUUUUAUAACUAUCAUUGUAUAUGAUUCUCCAUGAAUCUCUCGAAGUAAGUCAAGAUUGGUUUAUAUGAUUUAUUGUAAUUAUUUAUUAUAAUAAUUUAUUAUUAUUAUUUAGGUACGUAGAAUUAGUACCAUCCAGUCACUAGGACGUUAGAAUUGUAACUUAUUUAUUUUUACUAAGGUACUCGUAUCGUGCAUUUCAAUUUUCCAUGACUGCAACAAACAUGUCAGUUGUAAUG
Molecule: messenger RNA, 5545 nt
Organism: Galleria mellonella (greater wax moth)
Lineage: Eukaryota; Metazoa; Arthropoda; Insecta; Lepidoptera; Pyralidae
Gene: Osi17
Exons: 12
Coding region: 379-2274 (631 amino acids)
Source: RefSeq, a predicted model, not a curated record